Messenger RNA from Symbiodinium sp. CCMP2592, 903 nucleotides. The record is from the annotation of a GenBank genome assembly. NCBI's taxonomy places the organism in Eukaryota, Dinophyceae, Suessiales, Symbiodiniaceae.
AUGUCGGCCAGGCCGGCAAAGAAGCCAGCUGCCAAGGCUCCGGCAAAGAAACCGGCAGCAGAUGCUGGAGUGGAGCUGCCCGAAGGCGAGCAGCUGCCCAAAAGGGAGCUCACAUGUGAGCUGCCCUCGGUGCAGCCGCCAGAGGGCUGGCAAGCGCCGGUCUUCACUCGGCCGCUGAACGUGGCGGUGCCCUGCACGGGCAUCGAUGGCUGCGGCCACGCUUUGCAAGUCCUCGGCAUCACGGAUGCACGCUUCUCCAUGGUGCAUGAUGUCGAGGGCAGGUACGAGCGCUAUCUGCAGGACCACCUCCCUGCAGAUACGCUUGUCCAUGCGGGCAAGGCAGGAGACAUCACUGCCCUUGCCCGCUCCAUGGACAAGGUCCAGCGGCCCGUGGACGUGCUGGUGAGCGGGCCACCCUGCCCGCCGUGGAGUCUGCAAGGCAAGCGACAGUCCACGCUGGACGCAAGGAGCUGGGUCCUCAUUGCCGUGAUCAAGCUCGCGGUGAUGUUGAUCAUGGUGGGCGAGCUCUCCGCCAUGGUGAUCGAGAAUGUCGUGGGCAUCUCGCAGAAGCUGCCUGGGCAGCAUGAGCCUUUCAUGCAGGCGCGGAAGGAUGUGCUCCUGCGGGUCCUGCGUGCGGAGGUUGCCCAGUUCAGUUGGGGCUUUCACUGCCUCAGCGCGGUGGACUAUGGCUUGCCACAGCAGAGGACGAGAGUCUUUCUCGUCGGCAUCCGCUCAGGCUACGGCGGCGUGCCACAGCCGCUGGGGCCUUUCGGCCGGAGAACUCUUCGGGAGUUCUUGGCACCCGGGCUGCCCCCCGUGGACGUCUCCAAGCUGACGGCCAGCUUGAAGAAGAAAAGCUCUGAUCUUGCAUUUGGGGUUGCUGAUCUUGCCAUUUGGGGUUGA